AUGAUCUCUGCUCCAGCUCUUGCUAAGAGAUAUGGCUGCCAGAUGAGCGAACUCGCCAAGAUCCCUAAUGAGGACAAGAUCUGGACAUACUCCUGCGAGUAUGCUGCUCAAAUCACAUCCAGCGUUUCUCUUUGCUACUCUCUUGAUGCAUUCAUCAUCGGUGGUGGCAUCGUUUCUGCAAAGGGAAGAGAAUUCUUACUCAAGAAUAUCCAGAAGCGUACUAGAGAACUCCUCAACGGCUACAUCAAGACACCAAGAAUUGAGAAAUCAAUCUAUGGCGCAGAUUCCGGUUUAAUUGGCGCUACAGCUGUUGCCCUCUAUCCAGAAGCUUUCCAGGUCAAAUAA
Messenger RNA from Trichomonas vaginalis G3, 345 nucleotides. RefSeq names its product ROK family. The coding region runs from base 1 to 345 and encodes 114 amino acids. The transcript has a single exon. Lineage: Eukaryota; Parabasalia; Trichomonadida; Trichomonadidae. The record is from RefSeq and is a predicted model, not a curated record.